UCAAAAAGCCCACUUCAUCCCAUUUCUCUGUCAGUUUUGUUGUUUCUUGAUUUUCCUGUUUCUCUCUGUUUUUUAUCUUGUUCUGUGUCUAAUAUUUCUGGUUUUCACAUUCUCUGGGCUGUUGAGAAACCAUGAAGUCCAGGUCCAAGUGUGGAUAAAAGAGUUUGGCAAAGAGAGCUUAGCAUGAAAAAGAAAGCCAGUGAGCUCUCCACCCUGUUCAAUGUCCAGGUUUGCAUGGUUUUUUCUGGGGUUGAUGAUGAUGGAGAUUUUGAAGUGUGGCCAGUGCGAAAAAACAAAGCCAAAGAUAUUCUCAUGACCCACAUAGAAGCCUCAAAAAUUAAGGAAAAUGUUGAAGAAGAAAAUGAAGCAUUCAUAGAGAUUGAUUCCGAGCAGAUCAAAAAUCAAAAAUCAAUAAUAAAGUGGGAUGAUGAGGAAUUGAACAAGUUGUCCAAGGAUUCUUUGCUGGCUUUAUCAACAUACUUGGAUGCCAAGAUUCAAGCUUUGGAUGAGAAAAUUGAGUUUAUGAAACAACAAAAAGCUAUUCAGGGAAAUUCUACCUCAACAAAAUGAAUGGAAAAGCAGCACAAGAAAAUGGGUGCUUGAAGACUGCCACAAACAGAGAUAACAUAAGAGAAAUUAAGAAGCAUAUAUAGGAUUUUGAAGAAACUUGGAUAAACUUUGGAGAAAUUGCAUGGGAUGCUAAUAAUAGUGGUGCAUAUUUUCUUUGUGUGUUGCUCUUUUUCAUGAUCUUCUAGAGAAGUGCAUUUUUUUUUCUUUUUUCUUUUUUCUUUUUUCUUUUUUUUUUUUUUUUUUUUGGUACACCAACUGUAUAUUCUGGACCAAUUUGUGUAAGAAAGCUAAAAUCCAUAUCUAGUUUGACAUUUAUACUCAUAGUAGUGCAAAUCUUUCUGAUAUGCUCUGCAAAACCAAUUCU
Ziziphus jujuba (common jujube) is the source of this 934-nucleotide messenger RNA. Its product is annotated as agamous-like MADS-box protein AGL75. The coding region runs from base 184 to 570 and encodes 128 amino acids. The transcript has 2 exons. NCBI's taxonomy places the organism in Eukaryota, Viridiplantae, Streptophyta, Magnoliopsida, Rosales, Rhamnaceae. The record is from RefSeq and is a predicted model, not a curated record.